This is a messenger RNA of Cololabis saira (Pacific saury), 2219 nucleotides long. It is a transcript of the gene chrnb1l, whose product is annotated as cholinergic receptor, nicotinic, beta 1 (muscle) like. Gene Ontology annotation, molecular function: transmembrane signaling receptor activity; acetylcholine-gated monoatomic cation-selective channel activity. Gene Ontology annotation, biological process: signal transduction; nervous system process; chemical synaptic transmission. Gene Ontology annotation, cellular component: postsynaptic membrane; synapse; neuron projection. The record is from RefSeq and is a predicted model, not a curated record. The transcript has 11 exons. Lineage: Eukaryota; Metazoa; Chordata; Actinopteri; Beloniformes; Belonidae. The coding region runs from base 201 to 1703 and encodes 500 amino acids.
GGCAGACGCCCUAGCUGAGCAGAGCAGAGCCUGCUAGCAGCUAUGCAGAUGGAGGUGUGAAUGUGUUUGACUGAGCUCCAAAAGGUGCGUGUUUGAGCUUCAGGGGAGAUUCAUCCGUAUGGUCCUACGAGAAGCCGUGGAGGGGAAGUGAUCGACUUUGUUGGAGAGUCGGGCCUUUCGUCGACACAGGAAACGAUGUCAUGGCGGCCAUGGUGGGACAAAUGAGGAUAAAUGUGAGGAACACAUUUUUCAUCAUGUGCAGCUCCCUUUUUCUCCCUUUUAUUGGAGCUUCAGAGACGGAGCGACGGCUACACAAAAAGUUAUUCGAGAAAUACAACCUAAAAGUCCGACCAGCUGAUCACUGGGAGGAGAAGGUGAUGGUGCGGGUGGGGAUGACCCUCUCCCAGCUCAUCAGCUUGAAUGUGAAGAAUGGCGAGAUGACGACCAACGUGUACAUGAAUCUGCAAUGGACAGACUCCAGGUUGACCUGGGACCCUGCAGAAUAUGACAACAUCGAAGUGUUGAGGAUUCCUCCCAACAAAGUGUGGCGACCCGACAUCUACCUCAUAAACAAUAAUGACGGGCAGUUUGACGUGGCUCUCUAUGUCAAUGUCUUGGUUUACAACGAUGGGACAAUCCAGUGGUUGCCGCCAGCCAUCUACCGCAGUUCCUGCUCCAUAGAUGUGGCCUACUUUCCAUUUGACUGGCAAAACUGCAGCAUGGUUUUCCGCUCGUACAACUACGAUGCCUCCGAGGUUGACCUGCAGUACUUUUUGGACGAUGAUGGCAAUGAGAUCCACGAGAUUGUCAUAGACGAGAAUGCUUUCACUGAGAAUGGUGAAUGGGCCAUCUGUCAUAAACCUUCGAGAAAGAAUGUCAAGGAUGACCUGUAUGAGGAUAUCACAUUUUAUCUCAUCAUAGAGAGGAAGCCUCUCUUCUACAUCAUCAACAUCAUCAUGCCCUGUAUCCUCACCAGCGUCUUGGCUAUAUUUGUCUUCUAUCUGCCUCCUGGAGCAGGAGAGAAGAUGACUCUUUCCAUAUCCGUCCUCAUCACUCUCACUGUCUUCAUGCUGCUACUGGCUGACAAAGUCCCAGAGACGUCACUCGCAAUACCAAUCAUCGUCAACUACGUCAUGUUCACCAUGAUCCUGGUCACCUUUUCAGUCAUUCUGAGUGUGGUCGUGCUCAACUUGCACCACCGAACGCCCAGUACGCACAUCAUGCCAAACUGGGUUCGAAAAAUGUUCAUUCACAUCCUGCCCAAAUAUAUCGGCAUGAUGAGACCAAUCCCAGAGGAACCUCUGCUGGAGGAAGAGUCCUCCGAGGACAGCACCCCCAGCCAGGGUUUCAAUGGGCGACAGCCUGGAGGAGAGUAUUUCUUUCGGAAGAUCAACCCUGAUCUUGUAUUGCCCUGGAGAGGAAGAAGUGAGAGCACAGUUCAGCUCCAGCGGCUCCCGGACUCCGACAGCUACUGUCUGAUCCUCCCUCCCAACCUGAAGUCGGCCAUCGCUGCUGUGACAUACAUGGCCGAGCAGCUGAGGAGGCAGGACACGGACGACACAAUGACAGGAGACUGGCAGUUCAUCGCCUUGGUUGUAGAUCGUCUCUUCUUGUGGCUGUUUGUCAUCAUCACCACCCUGGGAACCCUGGGCAUGUUCCUGGAUGCCAGUUUCAAUUAUACACCUGACAACCCCUUCCCAUAGAGGACCAUGCACCGCACACACACGCACACGCGCACACACACACACACACACACACACACACACACACACACACACACACACACACACACACACACACACACACACACACACACACACACACACACACACACACACACACACACAGCCAGAGCUUGAUGUAUUGUGUGGUUUUCACUCCACUAUGAUCACCAGAUGUGACUUUCCAUGAUCAACUAUUCCACGUGGCUGCUGUUAGUCUUUCGUCAGGUCAGUGUUACAUGAAGUAAAGGAUGGCCACAUGUCUCCUCAGUGGUUUUGCAUUAUUUUAUGUUUAAACAGUGUAUUUAUUCUCAUGUUUAUACGUUGUCUCAGAAAAAUGACUGGUGCGCUUUGUAGAAAAAGCUGGACUCUCUGUCUCCCUCUGUGACGUGUAGUAACCGUAGUGCGGGUUUCUGUCCACUGGAGGGCGCUGAUGCAAACUAAAAAGACGAGUUGAAAGACAGAAGGAACCCAGAUUAUUCAACAGCUGUAGAACAU